UCAUACUAAUGGACGAUGAGAGCGUGGAGCUGCUGUGGACCAAUCAGCGGGCGCCAACUGGACGUUGUUCCCGGAAUGUUCUAUCUCCGUCCAAUCAGAGCACAGUUCGUGGAGGACUACGGAAGUGAUCGCGCCUUUGAACCAAUGGGGUGCAGGAGUAGUGUGACGUGGACCAGGAAGCCAGUCUGGAACCAUCGCACUUUACCGGCGUCCGUAGUGAAUCUGUGGCGGCUCCAGAGACUCAGGGAGCGGACUGUCCUCUCCUCAGCGGCCGGUAGAAACACGCGUCCUCCGGGUGCGGACAUGUUGGCUCUCAGCGGGCUGUCGCUGGCUCUCGCCCUCGCGCUGCUUCCGGCUCCGGCCGACGCUCUGAAGGAAGGAGACUGUGAAGUGUGCCUCGGCUUCCUCGGGAAGGUUUACCAGUCGCUCAGGGACAACGAUGUGAAGUUCAACAGCGCAGACAUCGAGAAGGCGAUCGUAAAGACCUGCAGAGACGUGAAAGGGAAAGAAAACCGCUUCUGUUACUACAUCGGUGCAACAGCUGACGCAGCCACCAAGAUUAUCAACGAAGUUUCCAAACCGCUCAGCUACCAUGCCCCAGUGGAGAAGAUCUGUGAGAAACUCAAGAAGAAGGACAGCCAGAUCUGUGAACUGAAAUAUGACAAACAGCUGGACCUCACCACAGUGGAUCUGAAGAAGCUCAAGGUGAAGGAUCUGAAGAAGAUCCUGGAGGAGUGGGGCGAGUCCUGUAAAGGAUGCGCUGAAAAGUCCGACUUCAUCCGCAAAAUCACAGAGCUCAUGCCCAAGUACGCCCCAGCAGCCGCCAAGGCACGGACAGAACUGUAACACAAUAAAAACCAAACACAAACAAACACACAACUUUGGACUUGAUUUGGACCAGACUGCUGAGGACCGGGACCGGGAGCAGAGAGCUCUGUCUGUCUCAGUCUUCUUUUUUUAUUUUUUAUUUACAGGGAUUCACUCACCUGGUAAUUGUACACAGAGAAGUGUAGAUGGUAGUGUACACACACACAAACACACACUGUAUACUACACUACAGUGUACUUUUAAAUGAGGGUCGAGAGGUUUUCAUGGUUGAGGAAGUCAAUUUAAAGGGGAAACUAGAGGAUCGGGUGUUGUGACAUAUUUAAAGCUUUUCACAGGAAGUGGAGACAUGAGGGUCGUUUUAGUUUUAUUCUCCAUCAGUGUCAGAAUCAUCAAGUCGGAGGGGAAAUGCUCAAAGGCUCCACAGCAGAGCUCAGUUGUUGCCCAGGACUUCACACUCGAUCCAGGUCUUUAAAUCUACAGCUCGCUCAUUGAAUAACCCCUCGUCUGCUGCCUCGGCCAAGCCUCGCCGGCAAGAUGCUUCUGGAGAGUCGUCAUGUUUUUGAGGAAUUUGUUAAGUUUCCUGUUAAUCUGCUCAACUUAACUUUAAUUUCCAUGAUGUUCUCAUCCAGGAGACCUGACACUCUCAGAAAUAGUUUGACAUUAUGGGGAAAUAUUUGCUGAGAUCUGCCUACAGGCAACAAAAUCUACCUGUAAAUCUCACUAACUGCCAGUUUAUACCACAUUUAUUUAACCUGUACAAACGUAGUGUGAAAAUGAAGGUGAACGAGCGAAGGCUACUUCCCACAGUGUCAAAGGUUUGCUUUAAGUGUGUAGGAUUUAGAAGGAUCUACUGGUAGAGAUGAAAUCUUCAUGUUGUUGAGUUUAUAAUGACCUUUAACUAAGAAGCUGUGUUACCUCACAAUGAGCUCAUGUUUCUACAGAAGCCCAGAAUGGACAAACCACGCCUUUCAUCCGCCCGCACGCUCUCCUACAUGCUCGGAAAGAAAGUGUAAUAUGCCUUUUCACCACAAGGUGCCACUAAAUCCUACACACUGUUUUAAAGGCUCGUGACCACUGACGAGUCAAGACUUUAGCAUCUAUCGUCUCUGCUGCUGUCUUUCUGUUUUGGUUCGUCAACAGAGUCAGCCGUAAUUCAACGCAGAGUCAAGUCAAACAAACGUACAAUUAUUAAAACAGGUAAAAUAAAAAUCAAAUAAAGCCGUUUUCAGACAUGAACUCUGGAAAAUGUCCUGACAAUGUGAUCUGGACAUUUUGCGUAGUUUGUGUUUCUCAUGUGAAGCAGCAGCAGGAAAUUGUCCGGGUCAGACUCGAUCACAACGGGAAGUCGUGGUUCAUCUGGACUUUAUCUGGAGUUUGUCACUUGGGGGCUGACAGGAAAAACUCUGACUUGGACAUGUGCAUAGUCAUAUACAGCCCCUCCAGAUAAUUACAGGAGAUUAUCUGCAGUUCAUGUUUGAAUGAAGUAACCGGUGGCGAACAGCAGUGAGAGCGGAAUCUGACAUAUCUUUGAUUGUCUUAGGAGACGAUUAAAGUUUGAAACAAAACGGUUGAACUAAUCUACCUGAACAUCUGAAUCUGACCUCACUGAUGAUAUGGAUCAUGGUUGACUUCUGUUGAGGAACAUUUACUUAAUCUUUGACUCAGGAAGGUUCAGCAGUCCUUCCUCUGUCAGUAAAAAUAUUUAGGAAAGAUAUUUAUUUAGGACUUUUUUAAAGAAUCUUUCAUUUCUGAUCUGUGAUGGUUUUUCUGCUUCGUUUGGGGGAUUUUUUUCUUUCUAUUUUGCUCUGUUUCUGUGCUGCAGCAGUUUAAAUGUGGUGAACAUUGAAACUGAUGACAUGCUGAACUUCUCAGCUUUAAUCCAGUCAGGCAUUGGAUCAUGGGAACGUGGAAAUUCAAAAUAAAUACGUGAAAAUGAAUCAGUGGGUGAAUAUUUGCUGUCACUCACCAUCACCUGCUGUUUAUCUCAAGUUCAGCUCAGUUAAAAUACCCAUGUUUCUGAACAAGUUAAAAACAAUCACGUGUUUCUGUCACGUGAGACUUUACGUCUCCGUCAGCCCCGGACUGCUGAGUCUGUCAGGAGGGAUCAUUAUUUGUGUGAUGUUAACGUGUACUCUUAAAAAAAAAAAAACUUGUUAUGGGAAAUGAAAACUUAAAAUAUGCUGUUGUUUCACUGUGACCUUUCAAACUAAGGUGCAGUCAUUUGUUACAACUGUACUAUUCUACUUUUUCAUUAAAAUAUGAAAAACUCCAA
Molecule: messenger RNA, 3100 nt
Organism: Hippoglossus stenolepis (Pacific halibut)
Lineage: Eukaryota; Metazoa; Chordata; Actinopteri; Pleuronectiformes; Pleuronectidae
Gene: manf
Product: mesencephalic astrocyte-derived neurotrophic factor
Exons: 4
Coding region: 16-846 (276 amino acids)
Biological process (GO): neuron projection development; dopaminergic neuron differentiation
Cellular component (GO): endoplasmic reticulum
Source: RefSeq, a predicted model, not a curated record